Messenger RNA from Athene cunicularia (burrowing owl), 3200 nucleotides. It is a transcript of the gene ANKDD1B, whose product is annotated as ankyrin repeat and death domain containing 1B. Lineage: Eukaryota; Metazoa; Chordata; Aves; Strigiformes; Strigidae. Gene Ontology annotation, biological process: signal transduction. The coding region runs from base 1 to 1737 and encodes 578 amino acids. Gene Ontology annotation, molecular function: protein binding. The transcript is spliced from 16 exons. The record is from RefSeq and is a predicted model, not a curated record.
AUGCUGCUGAAAGUUACGGGUCGGGGUCUUCAUAUCAUGGGAGGUGGUCUUUGGGAGGAAGGCCCUGCGAUUGCUGAAAACGGGUCAUUUGUGGAAACGGAGCGGCAAUUGCCGCACCCUGCUACGGCCCUGUCCUGUGAUCGCGGUGUGACAGCCGGGAGCCGUUCUCCUGGGCCGUGGUUCCCGCUUUCAGGCUGGCAAAAAGGACAGAUAGAAGAAACAAAUAAUGUAUCACUCCUGGACUCAAUAGUAUUGCCAGACGAGAGAGAAUUUCAAUAUGCUGCUAAAAUGAACAAUUUGGAAACCAUGGAAAAGCUGUUUAAAAAAAACGUUAACAUAAAUGCUGUAGAUGCUCUGAAGCGCACUGCAUUCCAUUUUGCUGUUGCGAGAAGUCAUAUAUCAGUGGUGGAUUUUCUUCUCCAUCACAAAGCUAGACUUGAUAUGGCGGAUCAGCAUGGCCUGACAGUGAUUCAUCUUGCGGCUUGGACUGGAAAUCUGGAUAUAAUGAGAAAAUUAGUUAAAGCAGGUGCAGAUCAAAAGGCUAAGAAUGAGGAAGGAAUGAACGUACUGCACUUUGCUGCUCAGAACAACAGUGUUAAAAUAGUUGAUUAUUUUCUCCAAGAUCUUCAUCUGAAUGACUUGAACAAGCCUGAUGGGAAAGGUAAAAAGCCUUUUCUUCUGGCAUCUGAAAAAGGCCAUGUUGACAUGAUAAACAAUUUGAUUACUCUGAAGCUGUUUACAUCUGAAAGAGAUAAGGAGGGAAACACAGCAUUGCAUCUAGCAGCCAAAAAUGGUCACAGCGAAGUUGUAGAAAUUCUGCUUGAACAGUGGGAGGAAAUAAAUGAGCUUAAUCAGAACGGAGAAACCCCAUUUUACUUGUCUGUUGAAGGAGGUCACAAAAAAUGUGCUGAACUCUUACUGGAAGCAGGGAGUGACAUCAAUGUUUUAACUCAGAACAAUAACAGUGCUUUGCAGAUUGCAGUUCAGAAUGGACAUCUAUCCUUGGUAACUUUCCUUAUUGAUAAGCAUAUUGACCUGGUUCCUAAACCUGAGCAGAAGAAUUCCCCUCUUCAUUUAGCAGUCAUCAAUAAUCAUCUACCAGUAGUAAAAAGCCUCUUGGAUGCCAAUCAUGAUAUAAACUCCUUAAAUCAUAGGCAGGAAACUCCUCUACAUCUGGCAGCUGAUCUUGGCAAUGUGGAGCUGGUGGAAGUGCUGCUGAAGACAGGCUGCAAUCUCAAGACUGUGGAUAAGCAUGGAAAAACUGCACUAGCUGUGGCAUCAAGGAGCAGUCAUGCCCUCAUUGUAGAUAUGAUCAUUAAAGCAGAAAGGUAUUAUGCCACCAAACAGGAACAUGUAGCUUAUAGUGAUGAUGGUUCAGGCUUAGACUUAUCCUUCAAACAAGAUCAUAGUACACAGACCAAGCAAAUCCGUUCCUCCCUUUGGAAUCUAGCAUACAACCAGUUAAAACCCCAGGAAUGGAAAAAACUGGCCCUGUUCUGGAAGUUCACAGAAGAACAAAUUAAAGCUAUUGAAGAACAAUGGACAGGGAAAAAAAGUUAUAAGGAACAUGGAAACAGAAUGUUGCUCAUCUGGUUACACGGUAUAUUGCUGGCUCAUCAGAAUCCUGUCAAGCAUAUAUACGAAGAUCUGGUGGAAGCAGGAUUUCAGCAUUUAGCUGAGAAAAUCAGAGCUGCAAGUAACGUUGACAUGGACUUCAGAAAAUGUGCAAUUUCAUGAGUUCGUCAAUGAAACAUGACAUAUAUGAUGGAGUUACUUGCCAGAUGGAAACUGACUUCAAAUACAAAUAAUAUCUUUUCUGGAAAUAAAGUUAUAUGGCUUUUUCAAAGCUAGAAGAACCUGCACUCCUGAAAUAUUGGUUAGUUCUUUCUCAUAUGCUUGCUACACAGUGAUUUAAAGAAUUAUUUAAGAGUGAAUGGCUGGCUGACAAUUUAUGACUAUACUGCUAAACAAGAACCAUUCCCCUACAAGUUCUUGAUCUGGCUUAACACUGAUACACUAAUUCUUCAUUGGAACUGCAAAUUAAGCUAUUUUAUGUUUGACAUGAAAUGUAAAUAAGAUGUUUUCUACCUGAAAGAAAUUAAAUUUGAUAAGUGAAAAUUAUGGGUAUAAAUCAACACUUGCAGAAAUAGGUUGGCACCUGAUCGCAUUUGGGAUUCCGGUAUUUAUAAAGUCUUGCUAGGAUUAGGGCAAGACUUUCUUUUUCGGCAUUUGAUUUAUGUAGUGAGAAUACCCAAAAAUGUCAUAUCUAAAACCAUGUGUGGCUGGCUGCAUAAUUUUCUAUUAGGCAUAACCUUAUCUACAUACUCAAAAAAACCCAUUUGAUAUUUAAUACUUAACACAUAUAGCAGUUAUUUACCUAUUUCUUGUUCAUGUCUUGAACUAAUAUUUGGUAGUGUCUUGCUGAACUUGUUUAAAGGUUUUCUCAUUGAAUACAUUUCAUAUCUGAAAAAUUACAUUAAAUGUCUAUCUUUGUAAUCUUUUCUAACAAAAUAGCAGUAAUUUUAUCAUGUAAUGGAAGAAUUGAAUUGCCUUGUCUAUAUAUAGCUAGCAUUAUUUUGUACUGAAUCUUAUUGUUUGUACUAAAAAGAUAAUGAUCUGUAUCUUAGUCUGAAGCCUUAUGCCUAACUGCCCUCUUGUGUGCAACUGUUUUGACAUGGCUGCAGAACAACACAGAAAUAUAAAGAGCAGACUGGUAAAUCCUCAGUUUUUGUAAUGAGGGAUCUAAGAUCACAAAUUCUUAGAUCCUGACAGGUAUGCAUCAAGUUCUGCAGCACAGCUUGGAAAAAGAGAAUGCUUAACAAUUUGAUGGACUGAUACCUCACCUGGCCCAAGUCACACUCUUGGGGGUUAAGGAUAUCACCUGUUAUUCUCCAUUUAAGUAUGCUGUUAUAUAUAAUUAAAAUGCACAUUAACUACACUUAGCUGCAUAAGCAACUAAAAGUAUAUGUGACAAAAAUAAAUUUAAUUUUCACUUGAAAGUAGAUGUUAGUAAUAUUGAGACUAAAGAAAGAGAUUGAGACAAAAAUCACACUCUAUCCUUUAUUUAAAAGUGUGCAAAAGAUUCCUUAAACAAGAAGUGUUUAUCUUAAUAAAAUAAGUUCUCAAAUAGUUUGGAGGUAGAACAACAUUUCAAGUUCUUUUUCCCCCUCCAGAUGUUUACUAUAAAAGCACUUUUAUUU